GUACAGAUGUCGGAUAGGAUCCAUUAUAGUAGUCCAUCGUCCAUGGGCGUUUUUACCGUACAUCCGCACCAUGCACUUCACGAGCUGAGCAUGCCUAAAGAAGAGCCAUCGGAGCCCUAGAAGUGCUACCACUUUCUGGGCAACGUCAGAGUGACAGCAUGGCGCUUUCGCUUGAUGUUGAUAUCAUUAUCGUAUUAUGUAUCGUCUUGAGCUUCAUAGGACUAUGCCUGGCGAUUAUUCUGUGGCAGCUGAUACGAAGAGGUUAUGUGGGGCGUACGGUGAAGGUCAAUGUCAAAGGCGAUGGUACGCAACGAUUUGAGAUAAACGAUCUGUUUAACAGCACAGAUCCAUCGGAUAGGGGCAUGUCACAGCACGAGCGAGGUGUACGCUCUAUCCAGGUCGCGUGGGAGGAUAUCAGCGUGGGACCUUUACUGGGCAAGGGAAGUUUCGGGGUGGUGUACAAAGCCAAGUAUAGGGGUUCCGAUGUGGCCGUGAAAACCCUACUAGACCAGUCCCUGCAUGCUCGCGUACUCAAAGAAUUCGAGUCGGAAUGUAUGAUUUUCGCGGAAUUGAGGCAUCCAAACCUGAUUUUGUUUAUGGGGGUGGUCACGACAGUGCCGCAUCUGUCGAUUGUGACCGAACUUCUGCCAAAUGGAGCGCUCAGUAAUGUUCUUAUGGACGAAAGGAUUUUCAUCGAUGUGGGCAGGCGUUUACAGAUGGCGCUGGACAUCUGUCUUGGUAUGGCCUAUCUACACACGAAUAAACCUCCAAUCAUCCACCGAGAUUUGAAGUCACCGAACAUCCUGGUAGAUUCCAAUUUUACUUUGAAGAUUGGAGAUUUCGGCCUGGCGGGGCUUGUCGCGGCGGAGCCACUCAUAGCCGACCCUGAUGUACCUGAAUGUAGUACUAUGAGCGUCGUACCUGAUGAGGUCAGUAGUUCUGCAACGCUGCCUGUAUUCAGUGAACGUUCGCGAACAUCUCAUAGGUUCUUGAGCAAAAUCUUUAUGAAUGGGUCUGAGCCUGGACCUUCGGAUCGGAACGUAACCGGCAUAGAGUUGCACGCUGUGGCGAUUCCUAUGCAGGAAGAUACGUCUUUCCGUGUACCUGAGCCAGCGCCGCCGCCCAAACCUAAGAACAAGUUCGCUGGGACAAUCAUGUGGGCCGCGCCUGAGGUUCUCCGGCUGGAAGGGUGUACUAAGAGCUCGGAUAUUUAUAGUUUUGGGAUAGUUCUGUGGGAGUUGGCGAUGCGUAAAAAACCCUACGAGGAUAUGCAUCCCCUGUCGGUCAGGUAUCAGGUAAUGCGACAGGGCGCGCGUCCCACGCCACUACCAGAGGCGACAAACUCAAUCCGUGAUCUUAUGGAGUCAUGCUGGGCGGAAAAGGUUGAGGAUAGACCAGAGAGCUUUGUGGCCAUCGCCAAACAGAUUGAGAAGUACCGCGACGACGAAGGCUUUAGCCAGGAUCUUGCCUCUCUUGGGCGGACUACUUCCACGGGCCUGUCGUCAGUGUACAAUUCGAAUGCCUCCGACGCUCCCAGUCUGUUCCACGGCAUGGAUAUCAUCCGGGCCGGUGUGCUUCUUGCGUGCGUGGUAGAACCAACCACCCCCGUCAACUAUCUAAAGAUACUGGAAGAAGCUAGGAAGACUCUCGACUCAGUGGUCGAAAGCGCCACGUCCGAAUACACGUGUCACGUCGAGAAAAUCAGCCGAAACAAGUUUCGUAAGUCUUACUUGCACAUAUCUGGAUCUGUAUGGUAUAUGGGUGAAUGUAUGGGUCUGUGUGGGUGA
Messenger RNA from Sphaeroforma arctica JP610, 1787 nucleotides. Its product is annotated as TKL protein kinase. Gene Ontology annotation, biological process: protein phosphorylation. The transcript has 11 exons. NCBI's taxonomy places the organism in Eukaryota, Ichthyosporea, Ichthyophonida. Gene Ontology annotation, molecular function: protein kinase activity; ATP binding. The record is from RefSeq and is a predicted model, not a curated record. The coding region runs from base 159 to 1787 and encodes 542 amino acids.